Nicotiana tabacum (common tobacco) is the source of this 2242-nucleotide messenger RNA. RefSeq names its product putative serine/threonine-protein kinase WNK11. Gene Ontology annotation, biological process: protein phosphorylation. Gene Ontology annotation, molecular function: protein kinase activity; ATP binding. NCBI's taxonomy places the organism in Eukaryota, Viridiplantae, Streptophyta, Magnoliopsida, Solanales, Solanaceae. The record is from RefSeq and is a predicted model, not a curated record.
UUUUACGUUGUGUAUACCAUCAUUCUAAAUUUCUGCUUUCUUUCUUGAUUCUUGUUGUUCUCUCUUGGAAAGUUUAGAUUUUUGUUUAACUAGCUGGGUUGAUCAUAUUCAAAGGACACCCACUAAGGAAUAUGCUUUAAAGAUUAUCAAGAAAAGGAUUAUCAGAGUAAUUUAUGAUCAAAUUUGAGUUUCAGCAGUAACUUUUGGUGGAAGAAAUCUUUUCUUGUGGGAUUGAAAAUUGGAUUUUAAAGGAGAGAUUAUGAAACUCUGCCUUUUGGAAUUAGGAAAUUUAUCAUUACAAGAGGGUCCAUAUAAUUGAAAAGAAGUUUUCUUUAUUUAUGGUUUUACAGAAAUUUUGAUCAUAAAUAGGGAUUUUGACCUGAAUAUGUUAGGCUGUAUUAAUGUAUUAGAUGAAUUCAAGGGUUUGGUUCUGCUUUCACUACUAUAAUUCCAUCGUAAUUAGUGUGUAUGAGUUUUUCUUUUCCGGUACAAUAUUUAUCUGUCGAUUAAAUUGGCACUUCUUGAUCUUUUUGCUGUUAAAAUUUUGCUGUAUAUUCAUACUUAUGAAUUUCAUCCAACCAAGUCGGAAGCUUUUGAAUCUUUGAGUUCAAUUUGUUGAAAAAGGAUAAGUGAUUUUGAGGGUAAUAAUUGUUGCAAACAGUGACAAUGGAGUAUGGUGAACGGGUCCAAUUGAAUCCCCCCUUGGCCGAAAAUUUGUUCUGUGUAUAGGAUAUAAAAAAAUUCUUUUGGUAUAUAUAACUUUUUGAAUCCCCUUUAUAUAAGGAAAACUUUUAGUGUAGUGUUUGUUUGAAUCCCCUUGUUAGAAUUUCUGAUUCUGCGGCUGAGCAGAGAGUGCCACAUUAUGCCCUAUACACUUUAUGAUAAUAGAUGCAGACUUAGGAUACCUACAUAUUUAAGAAGUUUUUCAACUUUAUGUGCAACAGUUUGAAUUGAAAGCAACGGGUGGUCCCCCAGUUUAUAUUUGUCCAAGUUUUUCCUGUUUAUAUACAAUAAUUUGAACCAAAAGUAAUGGAUUAGCCUGCGAUUUCCCCGAGCUCACAUCUCUGUUUCGAAUUUAGGUCUUAUUAUGGCAAUAGAUAUUGUACGAUUGUUUCCUCUGAAGAAUCUUCUAAAUGCUUAGGCUUCUUCUGUUUACUCUUAUAGAACUCAGAAUGCCGACUGCAAAUCCUGAUCAAGAAAAUGAAUUAUUUGCUGAGGUUGAUCCAUCCGGGAGGUUUGGACGGUACGAGGAGCUUCUAGGCCGUGGUGCAGAGAAGAUGGUGUAUAGGGCGUUUGAUAUUGCGGAAGGCAGAGAAGUCGCCUGGAAUCAGAUUAAAUUGAGCAGAUUCCAUGGCGACUCUUUCAUCAUCAAUAAGAUAUAUUCUGAGAUCAAGUUGCUGAAGAACUUGAAGAAUGACAACAUCAUAGUCAUGUACCAUUUCUGGAAGGACUGUGAGAAGAACAUUCUGAAUUUCAUAACUGAGGCAUGUGCGUCUGGUAAUUUGAGGGAAUACAGGAAGAAGCAUCGUCAUGUUUCGAUAAAGGCCUUGAAGAAGUGGUCGAGACAGAUACUAAAAGGCUUGGAUUAUCUCCAUACUCAUGACCCUUGUGUCAUUCAUAGAGACCUCAAUUGCAGUAAUAUCUUUAUCAAUGGUAAUGUUGGAAAGGUAAAGAUUGGUGAUCUUGGUCUGGCAACAAUUGUAGGGAAGAACCAUGCAGCACAUACUCUACUAGGAACACCAGAGUAUAUGGCACCAGAGCUUUACGAGGAGGACUACACCGAGUUAGUGGACAUCUACUCAUUUGCAAUGUGCUUGAUUGAAAUGGCUACUAUUGAGAUACCUUACAGUGAAUGUGACGGUAUAGCAAAACUAUACAAGAUGGUAACUGCUGGAACAAAGCCUCAAGCUCUUAACAGGGUGAGCGAUCCUGAGUUGAAGGCCUUCAUUUUAAGGUGCAUCGGGCAGCCAAGAGCAAGACCCCCAGCCGCUGAACUGUUGAAGGAUCCAUUCCUUUCUGAUGUUGUCAGUUAUGAUGAGAAUUAAUGAUCUUUGAUAGCUGAUUCAUUUUGUUGAAAUUUUGUUAGUUAUUGAGUAAUAUUCCUCAUUGUAGCUCAAUAUUAUUUUUGGAAUAAAUCUGUUCUUGAUCAUGCAAUAUACAAAAGACAGUCUCAGUAUCCCACCUUUUCUGCUCAAUAGAAGUUAGAAAGUGUUGCAUAGAGAUCCAUUGAGAUGUAUAGUUU